This is a messenger RNA of Aspergillus oryzae RIB40, 681 nucleotides long. RefSeq lists its product as uncharacterized. The transcript has 2 exons. NCBI's taxonomy places the organism in Eukaryota, Fungi, Ascomycota, Eurotiomycetes, Eurotiales, Aspergillaceae. The record is from RefSeq and is a predicted model, not a curated record. The coding region runs from base 1 to 681 and encodes 226 amino acids.
AUGAUUGGGCUGUGGAUCAAAGGCGACCAAGCGGCACGGGACUCGGCGAUGAAUUUCCAUCGUAAGUUGCUUUCUGCGAUUGAAGCUCAACGGAGUCAAUGGUAUAUAUCGAACUCGACGCCACGUUGCAGCAAUGACACGCCCUGGCCCAUGGCGACCUACCAGAGUAUCCUUCUGCAGCUUAUAUUCGCUGUACUUGUAGCCAAACAAGAGGCUCCUCUUGAUUUGAACCUGCGCUUUCAACUGCCGGACACCAAAUAUCAACUCCUUACAUCUCUCGUGGAAACCUGUCGCGAGCUUGGUUUGUUCUCCUAUCCGAAUAUGCUUGCUAAGCACCACUCCUCGGCGCCGAUAGCACUCGUAUGGGUGAACGUGGAAGAGAUCAAGCGUUUCGGAUUGGCGCUAUAUAAGAUCUGUCGACUCUGUACUCGGAGUGCCUUGGCCGGCACGACCGACAGCGAUAGUAGUGACAUGAGAAGUGAGCUUCUAACUCUGUCAGACCUGGACUUUUGCAUGCCGGAUAGUGACGAAAUGUGGAACGCUCCAUCGAGUAUUGGAGCUGAAUCAAUUCGAAGUGCUAUUUUCCACCAGGCAUGUAGGGAUAAUCGAGAUACCGACAACUGGAUAUCCCAGACAUCGGGGAAAUUGUACGAUUCUCGUGUCGGCCUUGACUGGAUAUAG